Setaria italica (foxtail millet) is the source of this 2146-nucleotide messenger RNA. Its product is annotated as proline dehydrogenase 2, mitochondrial. Gene Ontology annotation, molecular function: proline dehydrogenase activity; FAD binding. Bases 488 to 1954 code for a protein of 488 amino acids. The transcript has 4 exons. Gene Ontology annotation, cellular component: mitochondrion. The record is from RefSeq and is a predicted model, not a curated record. Lineage: Eukaryota; Viridiplantae; Streptophyta; Magnoliopsida; Poales; Poaceae.
UUAGGCGUGCGCUGAGCCCGCCCAUGCCGCCAUGCGGCGCGCGAGCUGUCCCGCCCGCGCCCGUUGCACCCGCGGCCUCACGCGCUGACUCAUCGCCUCGUUUCCGUUUUCGCUCCACCCUGAUUUCCAGCUCAUCUCCGGUUUCUUCACGGCCACCCUCCGGGAGCUCCACCUCACGUCGGGAUCCUUCUAUAAAAGAGGAGCAGAGCGCCCGAGCCCCCCCGGCUCUCCAAUCUUGGAUUCACCUAAACCUGUUAGCUUUCCUCGAGGACCUUGACGAAAACAGCCGCCUUUUCUUUCUCGUUUAUAUAAGUCGUCGCUGCGUCCCGGGCUGAAUUCGCAUCUCCAUUGCGUUUGUGUCCUCUGCCUGCCUGUGCGUGCCUGGGUACUUUGUUUGCACACAAGCGUCUUCUUCCCUGUCGCCAGGAAAGCUUCCUUCGCUACGCUUGCGUUCCCUCGCGUUCGAUCCGGCAAGGUCCGUCCUUCCAUGGCCAUCGCCUCCCGCGUCUCGAAGCGCGCGCUGUCCACCUUCGCCGCCGCCAAGCUCCCGGAGGCGGUCGCCGCCACCGCGGAGCCGUCGUUGCCGUCGGUGACGCCGGCGUCGUCGACGUCCGAGAGGACCGGCGGUAGGGUGCUGCAGUUCGAGGACACCGGGCGGCUGUUCGCCGGGGAGCCGACGUCGGCGCUGGUGCGCACGCUCGCCGCGCUGCAGGCGCUGUCCGUGGGGCCCCUGGUCGACGCCGCGACCGCGGCGCUGCGGUCGCCGGCGGUGGCCGGCAGCGCGCUGGGCCGGGCCGCGGCGAGGGCCACCGCAUACAAGCACUUCUGCGCGGGCGAGACCGCGGACGAGGCCGCGGCCGUCGUGCGCCGGCUGUGGCGCGGCGGCAUGGGCGGGAUCCUUGACUACGGGAUCGAGGACGCCGAGGACGGCGACGCGUGCGACCGCAACGCCGCCGGGUUCAUCGCCGCCGUCGACGUCGCCGCCUCGCUGCCGCCGGGCUCGGCGAGCGUGUGCAUCAAGAUCACGGCGCUGUGCCCGAUCGCGCUGCUGGAGAAGACGAGCGACCUGCUGCGGUGGCAGAAGAAGCACCCGUCCUUCAGCCUGCCGUGGAAGGCGCACUCGUUCCCGAUCCUGUCGGACUCGAGCCCGCUGUACCUCACCGCGUCGGAGCCGCCGGCGCUGACGGCGGAGGAGGAGCGCGAGCUGGAGCUCGCGCACGAGCGGCUGCUGGCGGUGUGCGCGCGGUGCGUGGAGCACGGCAUCCCGCUGCUGGUGGACGCCGAGUACGCCACCGUGCAGCCGGCCAUCGACUACUUCACGCUCGUCGGCGCGCUGGCGGUCAACGGCGAGGCCCGCUCGGCGGACGGCGAGCGCCCCAUCGUGCACGGCACCAUCCAGGCGUACCUCCGCGACGCGCGUGACCGGCUUGAGGCCAUGGUGCGCGCCGCGGAGCGGGAGCGCGUGCGCCUGGGGCUCAAGGUCGUGCGCGGCGCGUACCUGACCCGGGAGACCCGGCUCGCUGCCUCCCUCGGCGUGCCGUCGCCGAUCCACGGCAGCAUCCAGGACACCCACGACUGCUACAACGGAUGCGCCGCCUUCCUCCUCGACCGCGUCCGCCGCGGCUCUGCCUCCGUUAUGCUCGCCACCCACAACGUCGAGUCAGGCCAACUCGCGGCGGCGCACGCGCAGGAGCUGGGGAUCCCGAAGGGAGACCGCAACCUGCAGUUCGCGCAGCUGAUGGGCAUGGCGGACGGGCUGUCGCUGAGCCUCCGCAACGCCGGGUUCCAGGUCAGCAAGUACCUGCCGUACGGGCCGGUGGAGCAGAUCAUCCCCUACCUCAUCAGGCGCGCAGAGGAGAACAGAGGCCUCCUCUCCGCCUCCUCCUUCGACAGGCAGCUGCUCCGGAAGGAGCUGGGGAGGAGGGUCAAGGCCGCGGUGGUGGGACGUGAGUGAAGCGAACUUCGGAGCCCGAGAGGCUGUGUGAAACUGCCAAGCUGGGACAAGGGCGAGUUGAAGGCUAAGCUGUAAAUACACCCUUCGGUCUUCAGACAUUGAUGUAUCCAGGACUUUUGUUGAAUAAUCGAAUGAAUAGAAUAAUCUCAUUCUGUGAUUUCCAAGGAUUAAUCGAUUAUUUGUCACUCUUAA